AUGGAGGCGGGGGGCGUGGGCCUGGCGCUGCAGACGCGGGCGGCGGGCUUCGGCUCCGGCCGGCGCCGGGGCGGCCUACAGUCGCCCAGCGGCAGCCUGAGAGUCGCUGACCCGUCGGGAGCAGCGGUUGCUGUGCGGGCUCGCGGGUCUAAGCCCGUCGCACCGCUCCGUGCGAAGAAAUCGUUCGGUGGUCAUGAAAACUUGCAUAACUCCGUUGACGAAGCUCUCCUAUUGAAGAGAAAAUCAGAAGAAGUCCUGUUCUACUUGAACGGGAGGUGUAUUUACUUAGUAGGAAUGAUGGGUUCUGGAAAAAGUACCGUGGGGAAGAUUAUGUCUGAAGUCUUGGGUUAUUCGUGCUUCGAUAGUGACAAAUUAGUGGAGCAAGCUGUUGGAAUUCCUUCAGUUGCCCAAAUAUUCAAGGUUCAUAGCGAAGCCUUCUUUCGGGAUAAUGAGAGUAGUGUCUUGAGAGAUUUGUCCUCCAUGCGACGAUUAGUUGUUGCCACCGGAGGUGGUGCUGUUAUCCGACCAGUUAACUGGAAAUAUAUGAAGAAGGGACUAUCUGUUUGGUUAGAUGUGCCCUUGGAUGCUCUUGCUAGGCGUAUUGCUAAAGUGGGAACUGCCUCUCGUCCUCUUCUGGAUCAACCAUCUGGUGAUCCAUACACAAUGGCCUUUUCUAAGCUCAGCAUGCUUGCAGAGCAAAGGGGUGAUGUUUAUGCAAAUGCAGAUGUCAGGGUUUCUCUGGAAGAGAUUGCAUCUAAACAAGGUCACCAUGAUGUCUCUAAGCUGACACCCACUGAUAUCGCAAUUGAGUCACUUCAUAAGAUCGAGAGCUUUGUCAGCGAGCACACUCCAGAUAAUCCAGCUAGCGACUCGCAAGCUGAGUCGCAGAUCCAAAGGAUACAGACUUUGUAG
Messenger RNA from Miscanthus lutarioriparius, 912 nucleotides. Lineage: Eukaryota; Viridiplantae; Streptophyta; Magnoliopsida; Poales; Poaceae. The record is from the annotation of a GenBank genome assembly.